AUGUCAGAUACUCAGCUUCCAAGGGAAGGUUCGGACACCUCCCUCAACACGGCUGCAACCACCAUCAAUGGCUCCGGCCUGGCCUCGCCCCGAAGCAGUACAGACUCCCGCCCUUCCAUGAACCAACACCGCCCGUCCCAUCUGCCUCCUGCAAACCAUUCACACCGGCAGAGCUUGAGCGAGACGCUGCGUGGCCCUCCAGGAUCGCCGCGUGCACGCCGACAGCCAUCCCUGAACCAGGCCGCCCUCCAGAGCUUGAUCGAUAACCCCCCGCCUCCAAAGACCGCCGACCCGGCUUUUGUUGGUCGGGACUGGCGAGAGAUCUCCAUUGGGGAGCUUGUCAGUCCGGAGGAUCUUCGCUUUGUAGAACUGGACACGGGAAUUGAAGAGGCAACAACUGUAAGAGUCCCAGAGUCCCUUUUACGGCGCAUUGAGAACUAA
Molecule: messenger RNA, 441 nt
Organism: Penicillium cinerascens
Lineage: Eukaryota; Fungi; Ascomycota; Eurotiomycetes; Eurotiales; Aspergillaceae
Exons: 1
Coding region: 1-441 (146 amino acids)
Source: RefSeq, a predicted model, not a curated record